Molecule: messenger RNA, 3355 nt
Organism: Sorex araneus (European shrew)
Lineage: Eukaryota; Metazoa; Chordata; Mammalia; Eulipotyphla; Soricidae
Product: V-type proton ATPase subunit S1-like protein
Exons: 7
Coding region: 41-1075 (344 amino acids)
Cellular component (GO): proton-transporting V-type ATPase complex
Source: RefSeq, a predicted model, not a curated record
AACAGAUGUGCUUGGCUUGAAGAGACUGAUUAAUUUCUUGAUGGGAAGAAAAAUCUUGUUCAGCUUUUCACUUAUUUUUUUAUGUGUGGGAUUUUCACUAACUUUGGACCAGAUACUUGCCAGGAAGAAUGUAAGUUUCCUUUCUCGAGCAUCUUCAAAUAAAGAAGUGGUUACAGACAGUGAUCAAUCCAAUAAUGGGACUAUGAAAACAGUCCAGAAUUUCACAGCAAAACCAAUCAUACAGGCUCUCAACUACAGUCUGAGCAGAAAAGAACAUUUAGAAAAAGUACCUUGGAAUGCAUUCAGCCAUCACAGUCCAAUUAAUAUCUCCGUCCAUGGAAUUCCCUGCAUUCUCUUCUGGGCCAAAAGAAUAACAAUUAAAUUUAAGAACCGGACCCAGUUGGACCUUACAGAUGAAGCUUUUGGCCAGAAGACAACAGUGGAUGCUGACAACUCAAAUUGCAGUGAAGAAAGUGCUAUGUUGUCUCUGAAGUUUGUUGAUGCUGAAAAUCCUACGGGUUUAGAUCUAAGAUUCAUCCUUACCAAUUACAACAAGUUGUCCAUGCAGAGCUGGUUUAGUGUGCACCGAGUGGAGAUUAUCUUUAAUAACUCGAUCAAGGCAACUUUCAAUGCAACUGGCAUUUAUGCCCCAUCAAGUUACUCUUAUCACUGCCAGCACGUCAGCAACCUCCAGAGAUAUGAUGCCCUCUUGUUGCCCAGCGACACGGAUGAUAUGUCAAGCCUGUGGGAGGUCACUUUUGUUGAUUUCCAGAUCCAAGGCUUUACCAUCAGGGGGAGCCAGUUUGCCAAGGCCCGAGACUGUGCCUCGUCCUUCUCGCCAGCCAUUCUGAUUGGCCUGGCCAUGUCCCUGAUCCUGUUGCUGGUGCUGGCCUAUGCCCUUCACAUGCUCAUCUACCUGCGCUAUCUGGACCGGCACUACGAUUUCAUUGCGUCUCCAGCGCACUUCCCCCAGCUGAAAACUCGAGAUGCAGCUGAAGAGAAGGAGUUGCUGAGGAGCCAAGGAGUUGAGUGCUAUGAACUGAGAAGCCAACAGAUCUGCAAAAUUUAUGUUUAGCAACACAGAGCCCCUCUUCCAUGUUGGACUUGAAAAGAAGUUGUUUCUUUUUUUGUGCCAUUUGACUUAGGAUUUAAGAGUCUCAUUGCAUGACUUGAUUAAAAAAUCUAAAAGAAAAUGCACAGGGAAUGGUUUUAAUAGACUUGGGGCAAUGAGAAAGGUAUCACUGGAACCCCACAGAGGUAACUAAGACUGUUGCCCCAAAGGUACCUUUAAAGCAAUGGGAUUUGAAGCUAAAAGCAUCUUUAAGGAUGAAACACCACUGACCAAGCAAGUGGAAACAAACAAACAAAUGGGACUACAUUAAACUUACAUAAGAAUCUUCUGCACUUCAAAGGAAACCAUGACCAAAAUACAGAGAGAGCCCAUUAAAUGGGAAAAAUAUUUACCUAAUACCCAUCUUAUAAGGGGUUAAUGCCCAGGCUAUACAAGACACUAGUAGAACUGUAAAAGAAAAAACCCCUCCAACCCCAUCAAAAAAUGGGGAGAAGAAAUUAACAGAAGCUUCCUCAAAAAAGUAAUACAAAUGACCAAAAAGGCACUUGGAAAUAUAUUCUACAUUGCUAAUCAUCAGGGAGAUUCAAAUCAAAGUAACAAUGAGAUAUCAUCUCACACCACAGAGACUGGCACACAUCCAAAAAAAUAAGAACAACCAGUGCUGGCACAGAUGUGGGGAGAAAUAGAUUCUCUUCCAUUGUUGGUGGGAUUGCCAACUGGUCCAGCCUUUUUGGAAAACAAUAUGGACAUUUCUUAAAAAGCUAGAAAUUGAGCUUCCAUAUGACCCAGCAAUACUACUUCUAGGAUAUAUCCCAAGGGUGCAAAAAAAGCACAGUAGAAAUGACAUCUGCACCUAUAUGUUCAUUACAGCACUGUUCACAAUAGCCAGAAACUGGAAACAACCCGAGUGCCUGAGAACAGAUGACUGGUUAAAGAAACUUUGGUACAUCUACACAAUGGAAUAUUAUGCAGAUGUUAGGAAAGAUGAAGUCAUGAAAUUUGCUUAUUAAUGGAUGGUUGUGGAGAGAUUCCUGCUAAGUGAAGUGAGUCAGAAAGUGAGGGAUAGAUAUAAAAUUACUGCACUCAUUUGGGGAAUAUAAAAUAUCAUAUGAGACUAACACCCAAGAACAGUAGAGACAAGGGCCAAGAAGUCUGGUCCAUGGUUGGAAGCCUGCCUUAUGAACUGGGGGAGAAGGCAGCUGGGAUAGAGAAGGGAUCACUAAUUCAAUGAUGGUUGAAAGAAUCCCUCGGGAUGGGAGAUAUGUGCUGAAAGUAGGUGAAGGACAAAAUAUGUUGGCCUUUCAUCAUCUAUAUUGCAAAUAAUAAUGCCCAGAAAGAGGGAGGGAGAGAGAGAGAGAAAGAGAGAGAAAGAGAAACUGUCUGCCAUAGAGGCAGAGACAGGGGAGGGACAGGGGUUGGGGGAGGGAUACUGGGAACAUUAGUGGUGGAAAAUGUACACUGGUGGAGGGAUGGGUAUUUUAUCACUGUCUGAUUGUAACUCAAACAUGAAAGCUUUGUAAAUGUUGCUCACAGUGAUCCAAUAAAAAAAAGUAAUUCAUUAAAGCUUUAGUCACUAAAAAAAGAUAUAAAAUAAAAAUAAAGCAAUGGGAUGGUUUAUGUUAGGGAGACCAAACUAAGAAGUUAAAAAACAAAGAAUGAUGCAAUAUAGCAAAAGAGAAAAUGUUCCAGCCUGCCUGUGCCAGUUUGGUGAGGGAGAAAAAGAAAUCCAAGUUUCUCUGCAAGUUUUGAAUUUAUAAUGUUUUGUAAAAUAGUUUGUAUUUUGCGAAAAUUGUAUACCAAUAUUGUUUUUAAAGUAGUUUUUUUCUCUCAAAAGACUGUUUAGGGAAAAUGUAUGUUGAUAUAUGUUGAUAUGAUAGAACCCUCUAAAGAUCUUUAAAAUUUUGCUUUGCAAUUCAGAGGCAAUGCAGUUCAACCUGUGAAGUCAGGGUAGUAGUCUUAAGAGUAUUUUGCCUUUUCUAUCUGGGUUGUGGUGCCAAAGUUUGACUCAUUUGUCUGAUUUAGCUCUCUGAGAUACCACUUGAAAUAAACAACUGAGCUAAGUAAAAACAGUGUGUUUGUUAUGUGAACACAGCUUUAAGGAAAAUCCAUGAAUCCCUUUAACCAGUGAAAUAGUUUCUCUUGAAGUGCUAGAAAUUCUGGAGCCACCACUGACUCUUACUACCACUUUCUUCCCUGUGCAUUUGGACCCUACAAGCUUUCUAAUGUAAAUGUAAUUUGUAUGUCAAAGACAAGAAUAAAAGCCCUUUGAAUUUUUCUUACUAA